AUGAAGCUUUCAAUCGUAGCGCUAGUGUUGGCGGUCGCCAUGGUCGGAGCAGGACACAUGAGUUUCGAACUGAGAAGCUUCCGCGGGCCAUCGUUUGCUUUGGAGAAAUGGGAGAAUGAUAUGAAACUUUUUAGUUAUAGACCAUUUCUACAUAUCCGUCUUUAUCCUGCAGUUCCUCGGGAAGGCUUUGGUCCAGGCAUGCAGGACUGGGGUUUUGCUGAGGUCCGCCCAGGUGCGCACAUGUUCUGGUGGCUGUACUACACUACCGCCGACGUACCAAAUCAUGCCGAUCGGCCACUCGUGAUCUGGCUACAGGGUGGUCCCGGCGCAUCCUCCAUGUACGGUAACUUUGAGGAACUUGGUCCACAAACACUCGAGCUGGACGAACGCAACCACACCUGGGUGCGGGACUAUAACGUCCUGUUCAUCGAUAAUCCCGUCGGAACCGGCUUCAGCUACGUGGAGGACUUCUCGUUGCUCACCAAAACGAAUGGCGAGAUUGCGGACGAUUUGGUCGAGCUGAUGAAACAAUUCUACACUCUGCAACCGGAGUUCCGUGAUACGCCACUGCACAUCUACGCCGAAAGUUACGGUGGCAAGAUGGCACCCGAGUUUGCGUACGUGUUGGAUAAAGCGAUCAAGAACGGUGAGAUUGAGUGCAAUUUGCAAUCGGUCGGUAUUGUGGCACCGUGGGUUUCGCCCAUCGAUUCGGUGCUGUCGUGGGCCGAGUUUCUGCUCAAUAUGGGUUUCGUAGACACGAAGGGUUACAACGCAAUCCAGGCAGCCGCCAUCGACACGGAACACGUGCUCAACCUGGGCCAAUGGGAAGAGGCGACCAACCUGUGGGGAUACACGGAGAAUGUAAUUCUUCGCGAGACACACGGCAUCGAUUUCUACAACGUGCUCUUUAAGCAGGACUUUGCUGGGACUCGAUCCCAACUGGAGCAGUUCUCACGCGACAUGAGAAGUGCAAUUGCAUCGCGUGCCACCCGCUUAGCGUCGGAAGACCGCGACCAGAUGCUGGAAGAUCUGAUGCGCUUCGAGGUAGCACCCGCCCUCAGCCUGCCGGCCGAAUCGGUCUACGGUGCGCAGAGUGGUCGCGUGUUUAACACACUUGCCGGUGACUUUAUGAAGCCCGCCAUCGAUGUGGUUGAGCUGCUGCUCAACAAUACCAGCCUCGAUGUGGUGAUCAUUACCGGACAGCUGGAUCUGAUCGUAGCCACCCCGGGUAAUGUGCGAUGGAUCGAAAAGAUCCAGUGGAGCGGUCGCAACAGCUAUCUGCAAUCACCACGAAAUGCCGUCGGUCAGCACGGUGUGUUGGAGGGUUACGAGAAGAGUUAUGGCAAGUUGGCUGUCUACUGGGCAUUGAGAGCCGGCCACAUGGUACCCGCCGACAAUCCCGUCCUGAUGGACUACAUUCUACAGAAGCAUGCACCGGUGUAAAAAACAGCC
Molecule: messenger RNA, 1452 nt
Organism: Anopheles maculipalpis
Lineage: Eukaryota; Metazoa; Arthropoda; Insecta; Diptera; Culicidae
Product: retinoid-inducible serine carboxypeptidase-like
Exons: 3
Coding region: 1-1443 (480 amino acids)
Biological process (GO): proteolysis
Molecular function (GO): serine-type carboxypeptidase activity
Source: RefSeq, a predicted model, not a curated record